AUGGCUGUGGCUCCACCACCAGGAGCUCCUCUCCUCCUCGCUGCUGCCGUCCUCCUCCUCGUCCUCCCGCAGGCGAUGCCGGUCGCCUCGGUGAGCCCGGUCGCCUUCUCUUUCCCGUCCUUCUCCCUCCGCAACCUCACCCUACUCGGCGGGGCUUCCCUCCGCGCCACCUCCGUCUCCCUCCCGUCGCCCUCCUCCCACGCCCUCUUCCCGCUCCCUCUCCCGUUCCCCCAAAACGCCUCCUUCUCCACCUCCUUCGUGUUCGCCUCCCCCACCGCCGCUCGGCCCGCCUCGAGGCUCUCCUUCGUCCUCCUCCCGGACAAGCUCGCCGCCGCCUCCGAGGGCCACGACGCCAAGAACCGCUCUCUCGUCCCGCUCGAGGUCGCCUUCGACGCGUUCAGGAACUCCGUGUCCGCCUCCUCCGCUGGCGUGGACGUCGCCGGGAACUCCACUGGUGCAGUGGACCUGCGGAACGGCAACGAGGUCGGUUCUUGGGUUGUCUACGACGCGUCCCGGUCGCGCCUGGAGGUGUUCGUGAGCCAUGCGAGUCUGCGGCCGCCGACUCCUUCGCUGGCUGCCGACGCCAACAGCAUUGCCGCCCGCUUCGCCGAGUUCAUGUUCGUCGGCUUUGAGGUCACGUCUUCGUCCGGCAACGGGAGCAGCGAUGGCGGCUUCCUCAUCCAGAACUGGAGCUUCCAGACGUCCGGCCUGCCAGACGUCGACCCGGCGUCCCGGUCAUCGCACAACGUGUCCGACAGCAUCCACAGCGCGCCGGCGUUGGACGGCCUCACCAGCCACAAGGAUAGGCGUCGGAGGAGGCUAGCACUGGGGCUCGGUGUCCCCUUACCCAUUGUGUUUCUUGGUGCAGUCACGGUGUUUGUGGUAAUGUCUCUGAAGAAUUGGAGGUCAGGGUUUAACGAGGGUUUGGGGGCAAAGGCAGUGGUGGGUAAGCCAAGGCGGUAUACCUACCAAGAUCUCUUCUCAGCGACAAAUGGGUUUGAUCCCUCUCUGGUGGUUGGCAGUGGUGGUUUUGGUACUGUAUACAAGGCGGUCUGCCCACGUUCCGGGGUCACAUACGCGGUCAAGCGGUCGAAGCAAUCCAGGGAUAGCUACAAUGAGUUCAAUGCCGAGCUUACCAUAAUUGCUGACCUGAAGCACCCCAAUCUGGUUCAGCUCCAAGGGUGGUGUGCUGAGAAGGAUGAACUGCUGCUCGUGUAUGAGUUCAUGUCAAAUGGCAGCUUGGAUAUGGCUCUCCAUCCUUAUUCUGACACACAGAGUCAUGCCCCUCUCAGUCUCAGCUGGGCUCGGAGGUAUAAUGUGGCUGUCGGCAUUGCCUGUGCAGUUGCAUACCUACAUGAAGAACAUGACAAGCAGGUGAUCCACAGGGACAUCAAGUGCAGUAACAUACUUCUUGACUCAGAUUUCAACCCAAGGUUGGGAGAUUUCGGGCUUGCAAGAUUGAAAGAUCCUAACACAAGUCCUCGGUCAACCUUGGCAGCAGGGACUGUCGGUUACCUUGCACCUGAGUACCUCCAGAUGGGGAAGGCCACCGAAAAGAGUGAUGUCUACAGCUAUGGGGUUGUACUGCUAGAGAUCUGCACAGGGAGACGGCCAAUAGAGAGGACAGCACCUGACAGUAUGAACAUGGUGAAUGUUGUUGAUUGGGUUUGGAAUUUGCACUCGAAAGGCAAAGUUUUGGAUGCUGUGGAUCCGACACUGAAUGGGCAAUAUGAUUCAGGGCAAAUGAUGAGGUUUCUCCUUGUAGGUUUGAGCUGUGUGAACCCAUUUUCAGAAGAGAGGCCUGUCAUGAGGACCGUUCUUGAUAUGCUGGAGGGCAAUAGUGGGCUGCUGCAUGUUCCAAGAAAGAAGCCACUGCUUGUAUUUGUUCCAAAUGCCCCUAUUGAUCUUGAGGGAAUAGUCUCUGAGUGCAACCAAAGUACAGUUUCAAGUGAUCUAUAUGAGUUGAAAAUUGAUCUAAACUAGGUAGCGUCUGAGAGGACUACUCAUGGUGACACUCUGAAGAUUUGCCUAUGCUUUGUGAAGAUAUUGACACAGUCAAGAUUUAAAUCACACCCUAAAAGAAAAUUUGGUUAAAAAGAUAAUGGAUUUCUCUCAAGGAUUGUAGAACUCUUUUAAGUUUUUGGCCUCAAAAGAUCGUGCUGAAUUCGGUGGGAGAAUGGCGAGUAUUUUGUAUAUGGUAUUAUCUUCUGGGAACUUACACGCUUGAUGAGAUAUAAUUUACCAAGUUAGCAAAGAUUAUGUAUUCCCUGCAUCAUUUACCAAGUUACCAAGUUACCUUCAAAAAUAAAAGAAAAAAGAAUACGCAGGAGAGACCGAAAAGACGUCCUAGA
This is a messenger RNA of Oryza brachyantha (malo sina), 2351 nucleotides long. RefSeq names its product probable L-type lectin-domain containing receptor kinase S.7. Gene Ontology annotation, molecular function: protein kinase activity; carbohydrate binding; ATP binding. NCBI's taxonomy places the organism in Eukaryota, Viridiplantae, Streptophyta, Magnoliopsida, Poales, Poaceae. The transcript is spliced from 2 exons. Gene Ontology annotation, cellular component: plasma membrane. Gene Ontology annotation, biological process: protein phosphorylation. Bases 1 to 1983 code for a protein of 660 amino acids. The record is from RefSeq and is a predicted model, not a curated record.